Molecule: messenger RNA, 3966 nt
Organism: Carlito syrichta (Philippine tarsier)
Lineage: Eukaryota; Metazoa; Chordata; Mammalia; Primates; Tarsiidae
Gene: CCDC171
Product: coiled-coil domain containing 171
Exons: 24
Coding region: 28-3756 (1242 amino acids)
Source: RefSeq, a predicted model, not a curated record
AAGAAUGCCUCAUCAGAUGUAAAACAAAUGCUUAAAAAUGAAACAGACUUGGAUAUUACUGCUGAUCUCAGAAAGAAACUCCAUCGAGCUAAGAAAGAAAAGUUAGAAAUGACAACUAAGCACAAUUCAGAGCUGGCAAGCUAUGAGAGCCAGAUUGCCCGGCUGCGGUCCGAGGUUGAAAAAGGAGAAGCCCUGCGGCAAAGUCUGGAAUAUGACCUGGUCGUCGCCAGAAAGGAAGCUGGUCUUGGACGACGGGCAGCUGAAGAACGAUUGGCGGAAGCACAGAGGAUCCAAGAAAAACUCUGUGCUCAGAACUCAGAACUUCAAGGAAAGGCAAAUGAGAUUGAGAAAGCAUUUCAGACUUCCCAGCACAAAUGGAAAGAAGAAUGCAGAAGAUUUGAGCAUGAUUUGGAGGAAAGAGACAAUGUGAUUCAAAAUUGUAAUCGAGAAUAUGAUUUACUUAUGAAGGAAAAAAGCAGGCUAGAGGAAACUCUACAGGAAGCGUUGGAAGAGCAUCAACAGGAGAAGAACAAGAUGGAGUCUCAUAUCAGGGAGACGGCGUUGGAGGAGUUUCGAUUACAAGCAGAACAGUGGGAAGCAGAAAGAAGAGAGUUACAGUUGAUAGUACAGGAACAAGAUAGUGCUGUACAAAAUAUGCACAAGAAAGUAGAACAAUUAGAAACAGAACAUAUGGACUGCUCUGAACUUUUACGACGACAAACAAGUGAACUUGAAUUUAGCACUCAACGAGAGGAACGUCUUAGAAAAGAAUUCGAGGCAAUGACUCUAAGAGUGAGGAAAUUAGAAGAAAAUAUUGAAGCAGAAAGAGCCGCCCAUUUGGAGUCAAAAUUUAAUUCUGAAAUUAUUCAGUUACGGAUUCGAGAUCUUGAAGGGGCUUUGCAAGUAGAAAAGGCCAGCCAAGCAGAAGCUGUUGCUGAUUUGGAAAUGAUCAAGAAUGAGUUCAAAGAGGUUGAAAGUGCAUAUGAGCGAGAGAAGCAGAAUGCUCAGGAGAGCUUUGCAAAACUAAAUCUGUUAGAAAGAGAAUAUUUCUCCAAAAACAAGAAACUAAAUGAAGAGAUCGAGGAACAGAAGAAAGUAAUUAUAGACCUUUCAAAGAGACUCCAGUAUAAUGAAAAAAGUUGCAGUGAAUUACAGGAAGAACUUGUAAUGGCUAAGAAGCACCAGGCCUUCCUAGUAGAGACAUGUGAAAAUAACGGGAAAGAAUUGGAAUCGAUCUUGGACAGCUUUACUGUGUCGGGCCAGUGGACAUCAGGCAUCCACAAGGACAAAAAUAAACCUCCCAGCUUCUCUGUUGUCCUUGAGACUUUGCGGCGUACCUUGACAGAUUACCAGAACAAGCUGGAAGAAGCAUCUAAUGAGCUAAACAGCAUGAACGAUGCUAAGGAAAAGGCAUCGAAUGAACUUGAUUCUACCAAACAGAAGAUAGACUCACACACUAAAAAUAUAAAGGAACUUCAGGAUAAACUGGCCGAUGUCAAUAAAGAGUUAAGUCAUUUACGCACUAAAUGUGCAGACCGAGAGGCUUUAAUAAGCACUUUAAAAGUAGAGCUACAAAAUGUGCUGCACUGUUGGGAGAAAGAAAAGACUCGGGCGGCCCAAUCUGAAAAUGAACUGCAGAAGCUCUCCCAGGCUGUCCACAAGGAUGCUGAGGAGAAGCUAACCUUCCUUCACACCUUGUAUCAGCACUUGGUAGCAGGCUAUGUGCUCAUAAAACAACCAGAAGGCAUGCUGGAUAAAUUCUCUUGGUCUGAGCUUUGUGCAGUCUUGCAGGAGAAUGUUGAUGCCCUGAUCGCAGACCUCAACAGGGCUAAUGAGAAGAUAAGCCAUCUGGAGUAUAUCUGCAGAAACAAGUCUGACACAAUGAGAGAGCUCCAACAGACCCAGGAAGAUACCUUUCACAAAGUGGCAGAGCAGAUCAAAGCCCAGGAGAGCUGCUGGCACAAACAGAAGAAGGAACUGGAGCUGCAGUAUUCUGAACUCCUUCUAGAGGUGCAGAAGAGGGCACAGAAAUUUCAAGAAAUUGCUGAAAAAAAUAUGGAAAAAUUGAACCGUAUUGAGAAGUCACACGAACAGUUGCUUCUUGAGAAUUCACAAUUCAAAAAUAUGUCAUCCCAGACUCAAAGGGAGCAGACAUCAUUGCUGGCUGCCUGUGCAUUGAUGGCUGGUGCCUUAUAUCCUCUCUAUAGCCGAUCAUGUGCCUUAUCUACACAGAGAGAUUUUCUCCAGGAGCAAGUGAGCACCUUUGAGUUGUUCAAAUUGGAAAUUAGAACUCUAGCCCAGGCUUUGUCCACUGUAGAGGAAAAGAAGCAAGAGGAAGCCAAAAUAAAGAGAAAACCAUUCAAAGGACUGAUACGUAUAUUCCGGAAAGGUGCUAUUGCAAUUUUGGCAGCAAACAGACUCAAAAUUUUGGGUCAAUCAUGUGCCUCUCUUUUUACUUGGAUGGAAAGUUUCAAAGAAGGCAUAGGCAUGCUGGUGUGUACAGGAGAGCCCAAAAACAAGCAUAAAAAUCCAAAACAUCAGAAGGAGCAGUUACGUUGUUUACAAGCACUGGGUUGGCUCACCAGUUCUGACCUUCUUGCAGCGAUCGUCAGUUCUAUGACGGAAUUGCAAGAAGUCAUUAGUAAGACAGACCCAAAUUCCAGAAUUUGUGGACAUUUACUCAUAGGUGCCGCCAAGAAUUCUUUUGCAAAACUCAUGGAUAAAAUUAGUCUGGCAAUGGAGUGUGUACCUCUGCACAGCAGUAGGAGUAUUACAUAUGUAGAAAAAGAUUCCCUGGUUCAGAGGCUGGCCCGUGGACUUCAUAAAGUAAACACACUGGCCCUGAAAUACGGUUUACGUGGCCAUGUACCAAUUAUGAAAAGCACGGCAUCAUUACAGAAGCAAAUAUUUGGAUUUACACAAAGGCUGCAUGCAGCAGAAGUGGAACGCCGCUCACUACGCUUAGAGGUCACAGAAUUCAAACGAAAUGUGAAUGAAAUGAAAAAGGAGCUUGACAAAACCCAGGGUCUCCAAAUGCAAUUAAAUGAAUUUAAGCAGUCUAAAUUGAUCACCCAUGAGAAGUUUGAAAGUGCAUGUGAAGAACUAAACAAUGCAUUACUUCGGGAACAGCAGGCACAAAUGCUAUUGAAUGAACAGGCACAACAACUCCAGGAGUUGAAUUAUAGACUUGAGUUGCACUCCAGUGAGGAAGCGGACAAAAACCAAACUCUCGGAGAAGCUGUUAAGAGUCUCUCCGAGGCAAAGAUGGAGCUGAGAAGAAAAGAUCAAUCUCUGCGUCAGCUCAACAGACAUCUUACCCAGCUGGAGCAGGACAAGCGUCGACUCGAGGAGAACAUCCAUGAUGCAGAGAGUGCCCUCCGCAUGGCAGCCAAAGACAAAGAAUAUGUUGCUAAUCACAUGAGAACAGUAGAAAAUAUGCUUCACAAGGUCAGAGAUCAGAUCUCACUGUCACGGACUGCGGCAAGUAGGAAUGACUUCACCCUGCAGCUGCCCAAACUGCACCUGGAGACCUUGGCAAUGGAGGGGCUCAAGGGCGGGCCAGAGGUGGUAGCAUGCCAGGCUAUGCUUAAAAGUUUCAUGGAUGUCUACCAGCUUGCAAGUGCUAGAAUCACUACAUUAGAGAAGGAAAUGACAUCUCAUCGAAGUCACAUUGCAACCUUGAAAUCAGAACUUCACACAGCCUGUUUACGUGAAAAUGAAAGUUUACAAUCAUUGGAUGACAGUGGAUCGGGGUGACUUGUAAGGAAAAACCGUGUCAUUUGCCAUUCAGCUGUUGACCCAUUUGGUCAUAAAAAAGAAUAAAAUCCUGAAAAGGAGUUAGCAUUAAGGCGAAUAGAUUCCUGGCUGUGGUUUGGUUCUAGACCUCUUCGGGUCUUCAUCAAGUGUCAGUGUCCCCAUGAAGCCUUUAUAACCAGGGUCUUCAAAAUCACAACCCCCACACCCCUC